AUGGAGGAGGAUGUGCGCACCAGGCUGGUCGCGGCGGGCAUGGCCGCUAUGGCCGUGCGAAAUGUGAUGAUGAGGGCAAAGGCAGCGGACGCAGAGGCCGCCGUGAUGCAGGCUGAGGCAAGGCAAGCCGACGCUGAGCGGCGGGAGCGCGAGGCGCUGGUGGCGGCGAUGGUGGCGGGUGCAUUCGCCAAGGCCGAGCAGCAGGCCGCGGCGCACGGCAUGGAGGAGCUGCAGCGGGCGGUUGAUGCGUUCGAGCUGGAGCGGGCGCAGUGGCGCGUGAUGGUCUCGGAGGAGGAGCAGGCGCUGGCGGCGAAGCGCCAGGCCCUACGCGUGGACGAGGCCGCCCACAGCGAGCUGCUGGAGGCGAGGCAGGACGCGUUCAACUUCUGCUGCCAGAUGAAGCGGCAGGAGGUGGCGCAGGCUGAGGAGGAGGCGCGGCAGGGCAGGGAGGCUUUGAGGCGGGACGAAAGCGUGCUGCACGCGGCGCGUGAGAGGGCUGAGGCGGAGCUGCGUGCCAGGGUGGAGCAGCUGCGCAGGGACGAGGAGGACUGCCACGCUAGGCUGGCGGCUGCGGACGUGACCGCCACCGCCUUCUCCAGGGUCAUCAUCUGGGCGGAGAUGGAAGACGCGCAGGCGGUAAUGAAGCAGGCCGAGGCGCGGCGCGCUGGCGCCGAGAGGCGGGAGCGUGAGGCCGUCGUGGCGGCCAUGGUGGCGGGCGCGUUUGCCGCCGUGAAGCGGCAGGCCGCGGCUUGCGAGCUGCAGGGGAUUGCUGCCGAGCUGGAGUCUCUGAAAAAGGAGAAGGCCGCCCACGGCGCCGUCACUGUCGCUGCCGGGGCGGCCGAUGUCAUGGGCUGCUUCAUCAUGAAGCCGUCCGAGACGGCAGCGCCGCCCCGCCAGGAGACGGAGUGCGCGGACGCCGUGCGGCCGCAAGAAGAGGAGGAGGAUGUGCCAGCGGGACAUGCGGCCCUCACGACGAGCGCCAAGAUGGAGGCAGGGGAGGCGCCCCAUGGCCCUCCAGGCCAGGAGCCGCAGCCAACCCCUGCCUGUGGGGCCAUGGAUGAGGGCCAAGACCAGGCGACCGGAGAACCCCUGGCUCCAGUCAUGCUCAUGGACAGCAGCCCCGGCGCCAGCGACGACGCCGGCACCCCCCAGGAGUCGCAAGAGGCAACGCCGCGCGCCAGCAGCACUGGCGGCGCAGCGCUGCAUCGGUGCACGGAUGAGGGCGAGGGGGAGGAGCAGGCGCCCUCACCACAGACUGCCGGGGCAAACGUCGAUUGCAGCCCGCAAGGGGCGGGCGACGACGACGAGGCCUGGCAGGGGCUGGAAGGGGAGGAGCCGGCGGCCGUCAGGCCCCUCAGGGAGCGCAGGCGCUCGACCCGUGGUGGGGAGCGGCACCGCAAGCAGGUUGCGAGCCGGGCGCGGAAGGAGCUGCGCGAGCAGCAGCAGCAGCAGCAGCAGCAGCUGGAGCAGCAGCAGCAAGACCAGCUGCAACGGCAGGUGGAGGAGCAGGAGCAGCAGCAGUGGGCGCAGCAGCAGCAGCAGCAGCAGCAGCAGCAGCAGCAGCAGCAGCAGCAGCCACAUGCGCAGCGCCAGCAGCAGCGGCAACCACUCACCCACGCGGGCGUGGAGGGGUGGCCCCCGCAGCGGCUGGCAGCUGGCGGCUGGAGUCAGCACUCUGCAGGAUGCAGGGGGCCAGGGCUCGACCUCGGCAGCUUUGAUGUGGGGCAGCACGGCCCGCCGCGGCUUCAGGGGACCGGCGACAUGCACGGCACGCCGGGCGGUUGGGCCCACAGUGCGUCGCCGCAGUGGCGGGCAGGCGACGGCCAGGGCGCUCCUGCAGGCCGCGCGGCGCCCCCCAUGAUGCAGGCGCCGAGGCCGCUGCAGGGCGCACCUGCAUUCGUUGGCUGCCAUGGCGGCGGCUGUGGCGGUGUCCUUGGCGGCAGCUGCGGCGGCUGGGGGAACGGCGGUGGGUUUGUUCGCCAUGGGGGUGGCGUCGUCUAUGGCGGGCCGGCUGGAGGGGGCUACCACGGCGGUGGGGGCUACCACGGCGCCGACCUCAGCCGUGGCGCAGCGGCGUACGGCUAUGGUGGCGGUGGCAACAGUUGGGGCGGAUUUUGA
This is a messenger RNA of Monoraphidium neglectum, 2118 nucleotides long. RefSeq lists its product as hypothetical. The transcript is spliced from 10 exons. NCBI's taxonomy places the organism in Eukaryota, Viridiplantae, Chlorophyta, Chlorophyceae, Sphaeropleales, Selenastraceae. The coding region runs from base 1 to 2118 and encodes 705 amino acids. The record is from RefSeq and is a predicted model, not a curated record.